AUGUAUUCACAUGUACAUUAUGUAAUUCCAUUCAUUUUCAAAAAAAACACCAAUAUUCAACACGGUUGCCAAUGCUCUAUUAAAAAGGAAAAGUGCCAAUACUGUAUCUCCAAUGACAAUAUAGAAUACUUGAAACAGCAAGAAAAAGAACGUCAAAGACUUGAAGAGAUAAAAAAUAGAGCAUAUCAACAGAGACUUUACCAACAGCAACUUUACCAACAACAACAGGAACAACUCUAUCAACAACAACUCUAUCAACAACAACUCUAUCAACAACAACAAAGGCUCGAACAACAACAAUUAUAUCAGCAACAACAACAACAACAAAGAGUCCAACAACAAUUAUAUCAACAACAACAACAACAACAAAGACUCCAACAGCAACAAAUACUCCAACAACAAAAACAGAGUGCAGCACAAAUGAUUAAUGACCAGAUGGUCCCAAUGGAUAUCGAUACACCAUUGGUAAAUACAAGAGGUUUGUCAAAUAUUCAACCUCAUAAAUUGAGCCAAUCACAAAUGGCAGAGAUACGUUUAAAUGAACGUAUACAAUUAUACGGUUUAAUGAUCAGAAGGGAAAUUCCAGGAGAUGGAAAUUGCCAGAUGCAUGCGCUAUCUGAUCAAAUCUAUGGUGACUUGGACCAUAGUGCUUUAAUUAGAACCGUAAUUGUUGAUUGGCUUAGAAUCAAUGGAGGAUUUAAACUUCCCAAUGGUGCCACCCUAUCAGACUUUGUCUAUGAUUCAAGUUGGGAAGAAUAUUGCCACAAUAUGUCAAAAAAUGGUACAUGGGGUGAUCAUUUAACAUUAGUCGCAGCAGCUGAAAUCUUUAAAAUUAAUAUUACAAUUAUAUCAUCAGUUGCAUCCCAAACUGGUUUCUUCAUCGAAAUUAAACCAAAAUUGUAUAGAGUUGUUGAUCCACUUACUGGUGAAUCAGUUCAAGUAGUUGAUGGUCUUCAAGGUGUCAAAAGAAUCAAUUUUAAACAAAAUUUAAAGCUAAUGGUUGUACAAUUAAAACCUGUUAAUCUUGAAUAUGUUGCUGUUCAAUAUCAAGGUAUUUGUGUUCAAUUAGCUAUUCCACUUGCCAGUAACGGUCGUUAA
Messenger RNA from Dictyostelium purpureum, 1098 nucleotides. RefSeq lists its product as uncharacterized. The transcript has 3 exons. Lineage: Eukaryota; Evosea; Eumycetozoa; Dictyosteliales; Dictyosteliaceae. Gene Ontology annotation, molecular function: cysteine-type deubiquitinase activity. Gene Ontology annotation, biological process: protein deubiquitination. The record is from RefSeq and is a predicted model, not a curated record. The coding region runs from base 1 to 1098 and encodes 365 amino acids.